AUGUAUUAUCUCUCUCUCCUCGGCGAUUAUAGCAAUAUACUGGCAGAUAUUUUAGCCGAUUUACCACUGCCUGCAAAAUCUUCUUUGUCAGAGUUCGUACUUCGACACGCAAAGCACUACAAAGACGAUUCACUCUCCUACCCCCUCUUAGCCAACAACUUAUACUACGUCGUUUCUAAAGUUCGUACGUCGAACAUAAAGUAUUUACUCGGCGACGAAUGGUUGACUAAGCACGAAAUAAAAGUCAAACAAUUUGCACUGAACUACGAAUGGAUAGCAUGGAGCCGCAUCAUAGGUUCCCUCCCAGAGGAUCCAACGGCCGUAACGUCGCCGGAGGAAGUGAAUGAGGUUUUUAAGAGAUUUAAUUCGUUGUUUGAUCAGUCAUACAAGAGGCAGUCUGUGUGCGUCGUACCCGAUAGUAAGCUUCGGGACAAAAUCAAAGUCUCUAUAGCCAGAAAGCUUGUUGGGGUGUAUCAAGAGUUCUACGGUGCUCGUAGCCUUGUGAUCGAAAGAGAGAGAAAUUUGGCCCUUGAGGUCAAAUAUACCCCUGAGGAUGUGUGGAAUUACUUGUCAUAUUAG
Molecule: messenger RNA, 579 nt
Organism: Ilex paraguariensis (yerba mate)
Lineage: Eukaryota; Viridiplantae; Streptophyta; Magnoliopsida; Aquifoliales; Aquifoliaceae
Source: the annotation of a GenBank genome assembly